AUGCACAGGUCGGGGAGCAAGAAGGGGGGCAUGGACGAGCUAUGCGUGGGGAGGACGGUGCCGCCGCCGCAGGCCGGGGGAGGGGAGCGGGCGGCGGCGGCGGCGGUGGCGGCAGAAUUGGGCGAGGAGAUUGCGCUGCUGCCGAGAUACGACCCGCGGUCGGACAUGGCGAGGAAGGAGGCGGCGCGGAGGAGGGCGGCUGAGGGCGCCGUCCACAUAAUCCCCCUCGUGGUCCUCGCCUGCGCCGCCGUGCUCUGGUUCUUCUCCGACACACGUGCGGCGGGGUUGCCCUGAUCCGCCGCCCUUUGCUUCUGCCCGCAGGAAAGAAAAUUCCCACUUUAUUUCUCAAAAAUAAGACUCCGCGUCUGUAUAAAUAUAUAUGUAUGCGAUCGUAUCGCUCGUUCCCGGCCUUUUUUUAACGCAAAUGUAUUGGAUUUUAUGAUUUUUUUAUCAAUGAUUUAAAUUUAAUUAAUAAAUCUGCCCGAAUUUUGUAUGGCACUUAUUAAAUUUGCUCGAAAUAUAUAAACCGGAUGCGUGCACACCCAUACAUAGAGAGAGAGAGAGAGAGAGAGAGAGAGAGAGAGAGAGAGAGAGAGAGAGGAGAUGCACAAAAUCAGAGGUGGAAAAGUAUGAGCGUGCACAGAGAAAGAGAGCCAAGUUAAGAUCUCUCUCUCUCUCUCUCUCUCUCGCGCUCGCUCGCUCGCUCUCUAUUUAUAUGUAUAUGUAAAUGGAGUGGGCCCAAAGUUCAAGGCCCAUGGGCGGAGAUUGGGGCCAACUAAGCCCAAGAAGCCUACCGAGGGGAGGUGCACGAAUGCGUUGUGUCCGUCAGAUCUGUGAUACACGUUUCCAAGGGGCAUGCCCCGAAGAUCGGACGGCCAAGAACCUGUCGGCGGUGAUCGUCGUCCAUUUCGUACAGUCGAAUCGAAUUUCUGGCUCUCCUUAGUCCUCGUUGAUGGCGUCCUCUCCUAUAUAAUAUCACCCGCUGUUCCCCCUUCCUCGCAAACUCUCUCUCUCUCUCUCUCGUUCCCCCUCCAUCUCUACCUUGUCUAUGAACACCACGAUGUUUACAUCGAAUCCCCUGAGAAGGUAGAGUAG
Molecule: messenger RNA, 1095 nt
Organism: Spirodela intermedia
Lineage: Eukaryota; Viridiplantae; Streptophyta; Magnoliopsida; Alismatales; Araceae
Source: the annotation of a GenBank genome assembly